CUGCUUCUGACACCGGCGGUUCCGAGCACUGCAUCUUCAUCUGCUUGAAGUCGACGGACACACCUACCCCAGGAGAUAGAGAUAAGCAACCUCGCUGGUCACACAUCUAUAUGCAGCAGCAUGGAUACCACGGGCAGAAUACCGCUCGUCAUAACCAGCUGGUCUUCACGAAGAGCGCUACUUUAAUAAGCAGUCAUGAUGCUAUUUUUAAAGAAAGAGACAGCUCAUGACAUUUAUGGAGACUGGGGAUCUGCCAGCCAGUAAGUACCCUUUUAACAAGCAGAUCUCUCCGCACGGUUUAUCGGCGUUCCACGUGAUCUCCGGAGCCGGCGAGGACUGUCAUUGUAGCGGGUGCCUGGAGGCAUAAAGCCCGCAUCACUUUCCUCGGAGACUUUCCGGGACGUAAGCAGCAGCAGGAGAGCGAUAUGGUAUUACCUUCCAGCCGCUCCUACUUUCGCAUCUGCCUGCCUUUCCAGACAACCUUUUUAUAAAUCGGCUCGAACUCAAAACUAUCCGUAGGAAACCAUGCAUCGCAGGGCGCGAUUCAUGAAAAGAAGACACCGUGAGAUUUGUUUAAACUAUCCUGCACCGUCAAACUGAUGUCACUUUUAAGAAACUGUCAGCUGUCUUAAGCUAGUGCCGAGGAAGACUUGCUAAAUCCAAGUAAAGGGGAAGACUCCUUAUAGAAACUGCAGAAAAGCGGUACUUGGCUAACUGGUUCCCACCUCUAUGGUAAUUGUCGACACCUUAAAGGUCCCUGCGGCAGGGCUGACAGGAGAUGCCCUGGGUGGAAUGUAAGACAGCGGAUCCUCGGUGCGGCAGGCGCAGACUGAGGACUCUGGCCAUGAAGCUGCCCUGCUUCUUCUGGUUCCUCCUGCUGUUCGGAGCUGGGGGCCUGGUGCUCUUCACACACCUGCAGGACCUUUCCGAGACAUUCCAGCAGCAAGCUCCAGGGGGCCAAGGCCAAGCUUGUCUUGCGAACCCCCCCCCACCAAGAAAACUGACGUUCAACUCACUUCCUCUACAACGCAAGUACUUCGGGAAACCUAGACAAUUGCAUAUACUGCUUAUAGCUACAACCGGACAUGUUUAUAUAGAUGGUUUUUCAUGUAAAUCUGGCCCUAGGCAACAGCUCAGCCUGCCUACGCCUAGAUCCAAUCCUCCCUACAUGUUAACGUUAUAUAGCCUAACAUGGUUACUUUUCCAUUAAGGAUUUUAAGUUUCAUAAAUAACAUUAGUCUGACUAUACUGCUAGCAGAAAACUGUGCCCAGGUAUCUAUGACUUGCAUAUUCUACUAAAACUACUGCAGGUAUUUUAGUUGUUUCAGGACCUGGCCUCCUAACCAGCAAUAACACUUAAGGCGCUUAAACCCUAAUGAGACACAGCAACCCGAGUCAACAGCUACUGUAAGUGUGUUGACACUUUAUAAAAAGGAUCAGGUAAAAAAAAAGUGGGAAAAAAUAGUUAAUCUGUGUUUAUGUUUUGUGACGUCUCUCCUUCAUGGAGGUUUUCCAUGGAAACAUGACAGGGUCUUUGAUGUCCCUGUUGUUGUUGCGAGUUGGCAGCCCUAAAGCAGGACGCUGCUCUUCUGGAGCAUCAACACAGGGAAACUUCUGCCUCGUGGGCCCUCUGGUCAUGCGGAGCAUCUCAUCCUGGGUGCAGACUCCCUCCCCUUCUUCCUCCAGGCAAAGGGCAUGAGGUUCGGAGACCCCCUGGGACAGACCAUGAGGAAGGACCUGUGCACUAAGGAGGCAGCAGGGAGUAGCCUGGGGCAAGGCUUGGACAGCACAGACGGGCUGCCGGCGAGCCCCGUGCCCCCCAUGGAGUUUCCUGCGUUCAGCUGGCAGCGGCAGUCUGUUCCCCCGGAAGGCAGCCCCGGCCGCAUCACCAAACGCCGUAGGAAGCUUCUACUGAAAAGCACAGUCGCCAUGCAGCCGCGUAACUCGUCGUCAUCAUUGGCCGGUCCCCUGGACAGCCGGAGGAGGCUGGCCCGGGUCCAGGAGGCGCGCAAGCGGCUGACGAAGGAGGUGUGCGCCAAGUACACGAGCACCAGCAGGAGGACGGUCACGCCGCAGCAUGUGUCCCGCAUCUUUGUGGAGGAUCGGCACAAGCUGUUGUACUGCGAGGUGCCCAAGGUGGGCUGCUCGAACUGGAAGCGGGUCCUCAUGGUGCUGGCAGGCCUGGCGUCCUCCACGCGGGACAUCCAGCAUGACGCCGUGCACUAUGGCAACCACCUCAGGCGCCUGGACAGCUUCGAUCGCCAGGGCAUCGCCCAUCGGCUUCGAACCUACACCAAAGUGCUCUUCGUGCGUGAGCCCUUUGAGAGGCUGGUGUCAGCCUUCCGGGACAAGUUUGAGAACCCCAACACCUACUACCACCCUGUGUUCGGGAAGCCCAUCAUCUCUCGGUACCGAGCCAACGCUUCACAGGCAGCCCUCCGGACCGGUGCCGGGGUGACCUUCAAGGAGUUCAUGCAGUACCUACUGGACGUGCACCGGCCUGUGGGCAUGGAUAUCCACUGGGAGCAUGUGGGCCAGCUGUGCAGCCCCUGCCUGCUCGACUACGACUUCAUCGGCAAGUUUGAGACCAUAGAGGAGGAUGCCAAUUUCCUUCUGCACAGGAUGGGCGCCCCCCACAACCUCACCUUCCCCAGCUUCAAGGACAGGAACCCGCACGCGGAGCGCACCUCUGCUCACAUCACCCGCCACUACUUUGCACAGCUUGACACUUCCGAAAGGCAGAGGGCCUAUGACUUCUACUACAUGGACUACCUGAUGUUCAAUUACUCCAAGCCCUUCAAAGACCUGUACUGAGGCCUGGGCGAGGCUGGCUGUGUUCACCUCUGCGAGGCCACCCCUGUCCUGUCACCCAGAGUAGCAGUGACAGGAAGACGCUGCCCCCCCCCCCCCCCCCAUCAUGCUGCAUUAAUCCUAUAAAAAACUGUUUCUCAAUCUGGUCCUCGGGGACACACAAGCCGGUCCACAUUUUUGCUCCCUCAAAGCUUUCUGUCAGACAGUCCACAUUUUUGCUCCCCAAUGGGUAGUGAUGGGCAAAUGAAGCUUCAUGAACCAAUUGUUAUAUUUUCCGACACCACCAGAAGAUGGUAUCUGUUCAAAAAAGGGUCAAAUUCAUGCCCCAACCAAGAGUGCCAUCUAGUGGGGACAAAACAUACAGAGAAUGGGUCAUGAAACUUAAUUUGCACAUCACUACAACCAGGAGCUGGGAGCGAACAAAAACCUGGACUACCUGUGGAUUCCUGAGGACCGGACUGGGGGAAACUGCUAUAAAACAUUAAAAAAAUGUAUGCACUUUGGAAAAAAUAUGAACUAUUGAGGGCUCUGGGUCUCCCAAAUCUUAAAAUCCCCUAAAUCCUCAAACACAGCCUAAGAUAAAUAUCUUUGAGAAAAUUCCAGUAAAAACAUACAAGAAGCACUGUGGCAGGUACCUCCAAUGACCCCACCCCCACCCCCAACCCCACACCUAUGGACAUCCACACACAGCAGGAUCAGCGGUGUUAGAUGAAUGCUGAUAACACUCCAGAUUUCACUACACAGGAGCAGAACAGUCUAAACCACUUGUAAGAAACUCUGAGCAGAUUUAGAAUGUUACAGAGCUGUGUCCCUUCAAGCCCUUACAUCGAUUCCUACAAAACAGGCUGGUCCCUGUGCAUUUAAUAUGAAGUCCAAAAACACGUCCUUUCAAAAUAUUACAGAUUAUAUAUAUAUAGUGCUCACGUACCUUAAUCCAAAAAUCUUAUUUAAGCCAUUGAUUAUCAGUCUUUUAGAGACAGAUAUAUUUUUUACAUAUUUAUAUAAUGGGUUCCGGCAUAAAGCUUUUUUUCAUUGUGAUCCUGAUUUCUGAAGCCACAGAUUGGUCUCCGUGCAACAUUAUAGCUAAUGUAUGGUAAAUGUCCCAUCUGAACCCUCUGCAGCGUGUUGGAAGAAAGUCCCGCAUGACUGUCCGAUAAAAUCAGACCCCAAGUGCUGGAUUUUUUCCUUACAAUUUCCUUACAGCGAGGAAGCAGAGCAGCAGAGACACAAGGACAGGAGGAUGUGGGCUUAUUAAACCCUGCGUUAAAAGAUGGGAGCAUGUCCUUCCCAGGCAAUAUUAGCCCCUAUCCUGGGAGGGGUGAAUGGCCAGAUUCUGAUCUAUGUCUAUCAGUAUCACCAACAAAGGACCUUUCACACACCGACCAGCAGAGGUCACUGCACUCAAUUUUAUGAAAGCUGUGACCUACAGCAGUGUGUCCCAAUCCAGUCCUUAGAGACCACCCAGACAUUUUCCCCACUCCCAGCUCCCAACACACCUGUACCAAGUAUUCUGUAUUUUUAAUUCACUGGGACUGGGGAGGAAGCAAAAAUGUGGACUGGCUGGGGUCCCUGAGAACAGGGUUGGGAUACACAGGCCUACAACAAUGUUUCUUAAGCCAGUCCUUGGAGACUCCCAGACAGUCCACAUUUUUGGUCCCUCCCAGACAGUCCACAUUCUUGCUCCCUCCCAGCUCCAGGUAAAGUGGACAGUCUGGGGGUCCUUGAGGACUGGUUUGACAAACACUGGCCAACAGGGUAUUUUUGAUAAACGAUGGAAAAGAAAGGGGUCGUGCACUUUUGACCUGAGUGACGUGCUGUGAGAGUCAGUGGUGCUGGGACAACACAGCGCCCCCUACUGUCCCCUCCCACACCUAGUGGGGGGGAGGUCACAUACUCCAGAGACCCCCAUCGGGGUGUGGUAUGAUGACAGAGGGAGGAGCUCGUAGUGGGCGGGAUGUGUACCGACCGUAUGCUGCAGAAGGACAGGGGAGGGAUCUACCUCGUCUUUUCAGUCAGCCUGUGAGAUAUGCUGCAAUUAACCACACAAUAAAUAUCCGGGCCUACAGGCCAUGCUUAUUUAAUUAUCCGUAGACGACACAGAUGGAAGGAAAGAUCCAGAGAGUGAAUGAAAGGAUUCCUUGGAUGAGGAGGAAAAUUUGUAUACGUGGGAUUAUCCUUGUGAACUUACGUUUGUGUAGCACCCAGCCUCUCUGAUUCUGUUGGGCGUUCUGGCCCAGUGGGAGAACACACUGAAUGUCACCCCCCCGGGAGGGGGGGGCUACAGCCCACUGCUGCCCCUUCACCCCAAUUCCCUCCAUGAAACGCCUUGCUCUCGCAUGCGUGUAUGGGAUUAUGGGUGCAAUGCCCCGGUAUCGUGUGUAUGCGGUAAGAAGUGAAUGUAUAGCUGUUUUACUGUCAGUGAACAAAAAUGUUUUUAUCAUAUAUACAUAUAUAAAUAUACGAUGAAGCCCUUUGCCUUAUUUUUCACUGCCAACAAACUGUUGUGUAUCAGGAAAAAGACAUUAAUCAGGUAAGUGACUUGUUUUCUGCUGGGUUGUCUACGAAUAAACAUUUCUGUUUGUCUUUAA
Brienomyrus brachyistius is the source of this 5399-nucleotide messenger RNA. Its product is annotated as carbohydrate sulfotransferase 8-like. Gene Ontology annotation, biological process: carbohydrate biosynthetic process; proteoglycan biosynthetic process. The transcript is spliced from 5 exons. The record is from RefSeq and is a predicted model, not a curated record. Bases 1696 to 2814 code for a protein of 372 amino acids. Gene Ontology annotation, molecular function: sulfotransferase activity. NCBI's taxonomy places the organism in Eukaryota, Metazoa, Chordata, Actinopteri, Osteoglossiformes, Mormyridae. Gene Ontology annotation, cellular component: membrane.